UCGCCACGUCCCCAUAGUCCCCAUGCGAUGAACCCCACCGGAACACACCCCGUCAUCCUCUCUCUUUCUCUUCUCCCACCAAUACUAGUUUUUUCGAUUCCAAAGAUCUGCAACACUCUCCUUCUCUCAUUUUCACAUGUUUCCUUCUCCUUUUUAGCCAUGACGGAACCGCCAACCGAUUCAUGCACUCCUCCAUUGGGUCCCACACCUCCCACGGUGAUUCAUCCCCGACGCGUGCCGUUCGAACACGGUCUAUUGCCUAUCCCGCGGCUCAUCUUUUCCGACCCCACACAAACCCUAAUCUCGUUGAAACAGAAGCUUCUAGAAUUAUCCUCUAACAAUAACCGAGUUGACUCGGCUGCGAUUUCUGAGUCGUUGCAGAUCUCCGUCGAACUAGCUAGGCUUGUUGUUGAGACUCUCGUUUCGAUUCUCCCUGCCGAAUCUGAAUCUGAUAGCGUCGAUGUUCAUGAUCUCGUUUUGUUUCUAUACAUUCAAUCCUACAAGAGGCUCCUCCCGCGGACGCAUAAGGAUUCCGCCGCUGUAGCGGAUGUUUGGCCUUCCACUUCCGCUUUUGAUGGAUACUUGUCCGCUCUCACGCCGCUUCAGCUUGUGCGGAGCAACAGUAAGCGGUUUACGCCAUCGCAAGGUGAUGAAGAAGCGCAUCAGCUGUCUUAUCUGCAAAAGCAUUUGGCUAAUAUUGUGUCUCUACUAGCAGAGCCUGUGGAGGGGGAAAGUGAAGAAUCUCUGGUUUUAACCAUGGAAAGAUUUGAGCACCUUGGUUUUCUAUUUCAUUAUGGUGAUAAAGGACUUGAAGGGAAUUCAUUGAGUCAAUCUUCUCCUUUUUUCGCAAACUCGGAUCCUAACAUGCCUGCUGUUCCCGCUCCCGCUUCCCAAGUUCAUGAUUGGCUUCUGCAAAAUAUAGCUUCUGCUUUGGAACGUAUUGCUGAACGGACUUCUUCAAAAGAAAAUGGUCCAGCUAGUGCCUCUGAUCCGGAUGUUGCUAUGACUGAUGCAUCUACUGCCUCAGUUAAGGUCUCAACAAGUGCUAGGGGAGCAAGUUUCAUCGAAGGGAUUUCUAAAUCAUCAUAUGCAAAGCAUGCAUCUGACAUUAAAGGGUCCUCUGUUAAGGUUCUAAAUUGCCAUGAAUCUGCCAUUUACAUCUUAGCUCCUUUGAGAUACGCCACCAUCUAUGGAUGUUCAGAUGCGACAAUAGUUAUUGGAGCAGUUGGAAAGGCUGUGAGAGUAGAACACUGUGAACGAGUUCAUGUGAUUGUUGCAGCAAAACGAAUUUGUAUUGCUAACUGCCGUGAAUGUGUUUUCUUUUUGGGAGUGAACCAGCAACCCCUUAUUGUCGGUGAUAACCAUAAGUUGCAGGUUGCUCCCUAUAAUACCUUUUACUCCCAGUUGGAGGAACAUAUGAAUGAAGUUGGAGUUCUUCCCACAGUGAAUCGUUGGGAUGAACCUAUAGCAUUGGGCAUGGUUGAUCCCCAUGAUUCACUAUCUCAUCCAGCAGGUGUCUCUGAUGUUCAAGCUGAGUCUGCUUCUAGGGUGGAUCCUGACCAGUUCACUAAUUUUGUGAUUCCAAACUGGCUUGGAGAGUCCAUUGGCUCUACGAAAGACAAUCCGUUCACACUACCCGAGGCAUAUAUGGCAUCUCAAGAAAGAAAUUUAAACAAUUUAAGGGAGAUAAGGCAACUGUUACGAGAUGCAUCUUUAGAAGAAAGUCGUAAACGGGAACUGUCAUCAGCACUUCAUGUGUAUUUCAAGGACUGGCUAUAUGCCUCUGGGAAUAUUCGUCAGCUUUACUAUUUACAAGGAGAUUGAUCUUUAAAUGAGACGCAUUUGGCACACAGUUAAAGAUGGUACAGGACCAAUGUUUCUGAUUUCCUUUUUGAAUCUCUUUAUUUUCUCUUGCCAAUUCUAUUGGCUCCCUAGGUAGCCGAGAUCAGAUGACGUAAAUUAGAAUGCCCACCUAUUUAUGCCUUGAGAUCACCGGUGCACAGAAUGGAAAAUACAGUUGCUAAUCUGAUUGUAAUAUUUUUUUUAUGUUGUGAAAAUAAUUUAUUGUAAUAUUUUGUUAGCCUAAAUUAACGGCCUUUUGUGAAAAUUUCCACAUGCCAAAAUCUAGUAGUGUAGUAUUAAAUGUCUUCCAA
This is a messenger RNA of Vicia villosa (hairy vetch), 2153 nucleotides long. RefSeq lists its product as uncharacterized. The record is from RefSeq and is a predicted model, not a curated record. Lineage: Eukaryota; Viridiplantae; Streptophyta; Magnoliopsida; Fabales; Fabaceae. Bases 28 to 1824 code for a protein of 598 amino acids. The transcript has 9 exons.